AUUUCUCAAGAUGGUGGACACAAUCUCACAAAAGUAGCUGUAAUCCUAACUUAAUAUGACUUAUAUGCACAGUGAAAGCAUAACAGUUUCUUCUAUACACAAACAGAUUUCUAGUGGUAAAGCAGGCAGCUUCAGGAAGAAAUAUAGAAAUCCGUCAUAUCCAAUCUUCCCCAUUAUUCUUUGUCUCUUUGACACAGUGAAUGUGUUGGGUCAAUAAAUAAAUAAACACAAAAUGGGCUUUGCCACAGGGUUAUAGUGCAGUCUAUUGGCAGCAACUAGCGAAGAAUGUUUGAAACAAACCCAUUUCCAGCUUCACAUGAAGAUUUGAUUCAUGAUGUAAAGUAUGAUUUCCAUGGUAAAAGAAAAGCUACUUGUUCAAGUGACCACAGUGUAAAGAUAUGGGAUUGUGAUGAAAAGGGACAGUGGCACUGCUCAGCUAAUUGGAAGGCUCACAGUGGAUCUGUUUGGAGAGUGACAUGGUGUCAUCCGGAAUACGGACAAGUUAUUGCUACGUGUUCAUUUGAUAGAACAGCAGCUGUAUGGGAAGAAUUGAUUGGAGAACAUGCAAGACAAAAUAAACAAUCACACUGGGUUAAAAGAACCAGUUUAGUUGACAGUAGAACAUCAGUUACAGAUGUCAAGUUUGCCCCAAGACAUUUAGGCUUACAAUUGGCAACAUGUUCUGCUGAUUGUGUAGUGAGAAUCUAUGAAGCACAUGAUGUGAUGAAUUUAAGUCAGUGGUCUUUACAACAUGAAAUACAAUGUAGUUUGAGUUGUAGUUGUUUGGCAUGGAAUCCAUCUUUAUCUAGAUCCCAUCCUCCUAUGAUAUGUGUUGGAAGUGAUAAUCCAAGCACAACAGCUGGUGGUAAAGUACAGAUAUAUGAAUACAGUGAUUCUAAUAGAAAAUGGAGGAAAUUAGAAAUAAUUUCAAUAGUAACCGAUCCAGUACAUGAUUUAGAAUUCGCUCCUAAUUUAGGACGAUCAUAUCAUUUAUUAGCAGUAGCUUCUAAAGACUUAAAUUUAUUCAGUAUAAAACCAUUGAGUUCCAGUUUAAAAGAUUCAGCAAAUAUCAGUAAGUUUGAUAUACAACGUUUAGGCGAAUUCACAGAACAUAAAUCACAGGUAUGGAGAAUAAGUUGGAAUGUAUUUGGUACUGUAUUAACUUCAUCAGGGGAUGAUGGUUGUGUUAGAUUAUGGAAAGCUAAUUAUAUGGGUAUUUGGAAGUGUGUACAAGUCUUGGAGGAUGGCAGUAGAAAGGCGGUAGCAUCAUAUGAAACGAAAACAGUUCCAGUUACAUCCAAUAAUAGUGUCAGGUACUAUCAUAUUAAACCAGUAGCUAAUGCCAGUCAGGCUAUUUGGCACUAACUAGGUUCCUGAAAAUGUCUUUUUUUGUGACAAAAUGUUGAUCUUGUCUUUUGAGAAAAGACUAAGUCAGUGAAAUUAAAUACACAAAUCUCUGGAAGUUCAAUUUAGUAGUAUUAGAUGUUGGAGAAGGGAAAGCAUACUCUUCUUGAGACAAAAACAUAGACAUUCACAUUUUUGUGGGUAGCUUGCAAGAGAGAUUACUGCUAAGCAGUACUAUUAUUUUCUAUGUGUGAAAGGACUAAUGUAUAACAUUGAUUUGCAAGAUAUAUUAAUAUAUAUAUAUAUAUAUAGAUACUUAGAUAGAUAGAAAGAUAUAUUUUAACAGUUUGAGUAGCACACCUCUUCUGAAUAAUUCUGGUCAUUUUUAAAUUUUUGUGACAUCUGUGUAAGUAAAUCAUUCAUGGUUGAUCUACAAUUUGAAAAAAAAGGCCUCGGAUUAAGAUAUUUUUUUUGCAUCAAGAAGGUUCAUUUUGUGA
Molecule: messenger RNA, 1841 nt
Organism: Lottia gigantea (owl limpet)
Lineage: Eukaryota; Metazoa; Mollusca; Gastropoda; Lottiidae
Exons: 9
Coding region: 286-1365 (359 amino acids)
Biological process (GO): positive regulation of TORC1 signaling; cellular response to amino acid starvation
Cellular component (GO): Seh1-associated complex; nuclear pore outer ring
Molecular function (GO): structural molecule activity; protein binding
Source: RefSeq, a predicted model, not a curated record